Messenger RNA from Monascus purpureus, 3009 nucleotides. The record is from the annotation of a GenBank genome assembly. NCBI's taxonomy places the organism in Eukaryota, Fungi, Ascomycota, Eurotiomycetes, Eurotiales, Aspergillaceae.
CUUGGAUUCGAUUCUUCUCUUCAUAAUCUCCUGUCCCUAUCCCCCACCCCUUUUGCUGUUUCCGUGAGCUUCCAUUAUUUAGGGGACAUAUCAUCCGCACACCCUCCAUUCCGCUUCUUGUACUCUACACUCUCUCACCAAGCAAUCUCCCUCCCCCUCUCCCGACAUAUAAUCUCGUUGCUGAAUCAAAAUGUCCGAGCUGCGCUUUGACAAUCAGACAGUUGUCGUCACUGGUGCUGGUGGUGGAUUGGGAAAAGCCUAUGCCCUUUUCUUUGCCUCGCGGGGAGCAAAUGUCGUUGUAAACGACCUGGGUAGCUCCCACAAUGGCCAGGGCAACUCAUCAAAGGCCGCAGAUGUCGUCGUAUCCGAAAUCAAAGCCGCUGGAGGCAAGGCGGUUGCGAAUUACGACAGUGUUGAGAAGGGCGACGCUAUCAUCGAUACCGCUAUCAAGAAUUUUGGUCGAAUUGAUAUUCUCAUUAACAAUGCCGGUAUCCUUCGGGAUAUCAGCUUCAAGAACAUGAAGGACCAAGAUUGGGAUUUAAUCAACACAGUACACACCUAUGGUGCAUACAAGUGCGCAAGAGCCGCUUGGCCCCAUUUCAGGAAGCAGAAGUACGGUCGCAUUAUAAAUACCGCUUCUGCGGCUGGUUUGUUUGGGAAUUUCGGACAGACGAACUAUUCGGCUGCCAAACUUGGCCAGGUUGGUUUCACUGAGACCCUCGCGAAAGAGGGUGCCAAGUACAACAUCAUUGCCAACGUUAUUGCGCCAAUUGCCGCUAGCCGCAUGACGGCAACUAUCAUGCCUCCGGAGGUAUUGGAGAACCUAAAGCCAGAGUGGGUGGUUCCCUUGGUGGCAUACUUGGUUCAUUCCUCAAAUACUACCGAAACUGGUGGUAUCUUUGAAGUGGGUGGUGGCCAUGUAGCUAAGCUACGUUGGGAACGUGCCAAGGGUGCUCUGUUGAAGGCUGAUGCUUCGUUGACCCCCGGAGCUAUUGCCAGAAAGUGGAACGAGGUCAACGACUUCUCCGAGCCCAGUUACCCUACAGGGCCUGCCGACUUCAUCACACUUUUGGAAGAUGGCGUGAAGCUCCCAAGCGCUCAGCCAGGACCAGAGCCCGACUUGAAGGGCAAGGUGGCUCUUGUUACAGGUGGUGGCAACGGUCUCGGUCGCGCGUACUGUUUGCUGUUUGCCAAGUACGGAGCCUCUGUCGUCGUGAAUGAUCUGGUUAACCCCGACCCUGUUGUCGAUGAGAUCAAGAAGGCCGGUGGAAUUGCCGUAGGUAACAAGGCCUCCUGCGAAGACGGCGAGGCAGUCGUCAAGUCUGCUAUCGAUGCAUUUGGGCGUAUCGAUAUUCUUGUGAACAAUGCAGGUAUCCUGCGUGACAAGGCCUUCCACAACAUGGACGACAGCCUAUGGAAUCCAGUCAUCAACGUCCACUUGCGUGGAACUUACAAGGUGACCAAGGCCGCCUGGCCUUAUUUCCUGAAGCAGAAGUACGGGCGUGUUGUCAACACGGCAAGCACCAGUGGUAUCUACGGUAACUUUGGACAAGCAAACUAUGCUGCAGCGAAACUCGGCAUUCUUGGAUUUUCUCGCGCCCUUGCUGUCGAAGGUGCCAAGUACAACAUCAAGGUCAAUACGAUCGCUCCUAACGCCGGUACUGCAAUGACUGCCACCAUUCUUCCCGAGGAACUGGUCCAAGCAUUCAAGCCUGACUAUGUCGCCCCAUUGGUCGUGCUUCUUUCUUCUGACUUAGUGCCCGGUUCAGGCACCAAGGGUCUCUACGAGUGUGGAAGCGGAUGGUUCAGCGCCACUCGCUGGCAACGUAGCGGUGGCCAUGGGUUUCCUGUGGAUGUGAAGCUGACGCCAGAGGCGAUUGUCUCCCACUGGAAACAGAUUACUGACUUCGACGAUGGUCGUGCAGACCAUCCGGAGGACUCCCAGUCUGGCUCAGAACGGGUGCUCGCCAACAUGUCUAACCGUCAGAAUGAUGGCGAGUCCGAGGCAGACGGCGACAACUCCAUUUUGAAAGCCAUUGAGAAGGCCAAGACCCUGACAUCUGAUGGUACAGUCUACGAUUAUACCGAUCGUGAGGUUAUCCUCUACAAUCUCAGUCUGGGUGCCAAGCGCACUGAUCUUCCCCUUGUCUAUGAAAAUGAUGAAAACUUCCAGCCUCUGCCUACCUUCGGCGUUGUUCCCUACUUCAACGCUGAUAUUCCAUGGAGCUUCGAUGAGAUCGUGGCCAACUUCUCGCCCAUGAUGCUGCUUCAUGGCGAGCAGUACCUUGAGAUCCGCAAAUACCCAAUUCCGACACAGAGCAAGACGGUGACCUACCCCAAACUCAUUGAUGUUGUGGACAAGGGCAACGCCGCUAUUGUCGUGAUGGGCUACACAACCAAAGACGCAAGCACCAAGGAGGACCUCUUCUACAACGAAACUACAGUGUUCAUCCGCGGAAGUGGCGGCUUUGGCGGAUCUGCGAAGCCAACUGCUCCCCGUCCUAAGGCAGCCGUGGCUCCUUACAAGCCACCCCAGCGGAAGCCGGACGUGGUCGUUGAGGAGAAGACAUCAGAAGAUCAAGCCGCCUUGUAUCGUCUCAACGGCGACCGCAACCCUCUCCACAUUGAUCCUGAGUUUAGCAAGGUCGGCGGCUUCAAGACUCCCAUCCUUCAUGGUUUGUGCUCGCUGGGCGUUUCCGGAAAGCAUGUCUAUGGCAAGUUCGGUCAAUUCAAGAACAUAAAGGUCCGCUUUGCCGGUGUUGUUCUACCUGGCCAGACAUUGAGGACGGAGAUGUGGAAGGAAGGAAACACCGUCAUCUUCCAGACCACGGUUGUGGAGACAGGCAAGCCGGCUAUUACUGGGGCUGGCGCGGAGUUGGUCGAAGGAGCCAAGGCCAAGCUGUAAAAGUAGUACUUCGUAGUUUGUCAUAUUCAUGCCGGUUGGACACGAGCUAUCUUAUUUUGGUUUAUUUUGACUGCCAGCUACUUCAGAAUGUACAUGUAAUGGGA